This is a messenger RNA of Topomyia yanbarensis, 2099 nucleotides long. RefSeq names its product fatty acyl-CoA reductase wat-like. Gene Ontology annotation, biological process: long-chain fatty-acyl-CoA metabolic process. Gene Ontology annotation, cellular component: peroxisome. Lineage: Eukaryota; Metazoa; Arthropoda; Insecta; Diptera; Culicidae. Gene Ontology annotation, molecular function: alcohol-forming very long-chain fatty acyl-CoA reductase (NADP+) activity. The transcript is spliced from 9 exons. Bases 200 to 1795 code for a protein of 531 amino acids. The record is from RefSeq and is a predicted model, not a curated record.
ACCCGCGGUGCUUAGUUUCGCAAGUCAACUCGAACGGGACACACGCAUAGUGGAUUCCAGUCCUGGACAACCUUUAUUACGAAACAAGUGACUGGAAGUUUUGUGAAUUUUAAAAAGUUAAAAGUUUAAUAAGUUAACCAAAGUGAUAAUAAGUAGAGCAUUUUUUUCGACCCGAGAGGCCUCAAAAAAUCUAGCAAACAUGAGUGUUGAAGUGGGUCGGAACAAUGACCUCACGUUGACGGAGGAGAAAAAGAUUGUCAGCACACCGGUGAUGGAAUUCUACCGUGGCAAGAAUGUCCUGGUCACCGGUGGAACCGGAUUUAUCGGCCGCCUUCUGAUCGAGAAGCUGCUCAGAAUCAAUGUCAGACAAAUCAUCCUGCUUUCGAGGCCAAAGAAGGGUAAAACUGUUCAACAGCGAUGCGACGAACUGUUCGGCAGCGUAGUGUUCAUGAACCUGAAGAAAGACUAUCCCGCAUUUAUGGAUCGGGUCAAAAUCUUGGAUGCCGAUUUGCAGAAUCCUGUUGUUGGGUUGUCCGAGGAAUCAAUCGAUUAUAUCAUCAAAAACACACAGAUCGUAUUUCACGCAGCAUCGGACGUCCGGUUCGAUCAGGCACUGAAGAAGGCUAUCGAAGUCAACGUUCGAGGCACCCGGGAUCUGCUGAGGAUCUGCGAAAAAAUAAUCAAUUUGGAGCUUUUCAUAUACAUCUCCACUGCGUACUCCAACUGCCCGAAUGAGAAUAUCAAGGAAGAGUUCUAUCCCCCACCGACCGAUCCGGAGCGAAUGAUACAACUGGUGGAAGCAAUGGAUGAGCAUUUUGAGGAGCACAUGAACCGGACAGUGAACGAAUUCAUCCAACCCUGGCCCAAUACCUACGUGUAUACCAAGGCAUUGACGGAGGACAUUGUACGACAGUUUGGUGAACUCCUGCCCAUCGCCGUCGUGCGGCCAUCCAUCAUCAUUGCCACCUGCGAGGAACCAAUCGAGGGCUGGACCGACAACAUCUACGGUCUGAACGGUGUCAUCGCCGGUAUCGCGCUGGGCAUCAUCCGUGUCAUGUAUCUGGACGAUAAGAACAACGCCGACAUCAUCCCGGCCGAUGUCGUCGUCAAUGGGGUACUAGCCGCCGGUUGGCUAACCUACGUGGAACGGAAACACGACCGACUGAUCGAGGCGAAGGGUGCCAGCACCGAUAUGAAGGGGAUGGUUCGACCGCGCACCAAGAUAUACAACUGCGUCUCCGGAAACGAGAAUCCGAUUACCUACAGGAAAAUCUACGACUACUCUAUUCAGGUCGGCAAGCACUGCCCUCCAAAGCGUUCGCUCUGGGUGGUGUGUCACAACACGACGACAAACAAGUAUCUCUUCGAGUAUUACAAAUUUCUCUAUCACCUGUUGCCUGCUUUCCUGAUCGAUCUGUACCUGCGAGCGAUUGGACGAACACCACGAAUCAUGGACCUAUACCGGAAGGUACACAAAUUCGCAACGGUCAUCUCGUACUUCGCCAAUGGCCGGUGGCACUUCGAGAAGGACAACAUGAAGGGCCUGAUCGAGAAACUUUCACCGGACGAUAGGGACAUGUUCCAGUGCGACAUUACCCGGAUCAGUUGGCCCGACUACUUCUGGACGUACAUCCACGGAUUGCGGCGACACAUUGCGAACGAACCGAUGGACAAUCUGGAAGAUGCCAAAAAGCGACACCGACAGAUGGGCCUGGUGCACUACUUCAUCCUGGCGGCUUACUAUUCCCUGUGGGUGCUGCUAUUCUUUUACAUCUUCAAAUGGUUGCUGUUUUAAGCUAACGGCCCGGCUCUUUGCCUGGUCCCUCUGUUCAGUCGAAAUUUACUGUAUAGGUUGUGUGAAGUCGUCGUUUUUUUUCGGUGAACGCAUGCUCAAACGAUUUCCUGUGAUUUCCUUCGAUGAAAUUGUGACGAAAGAAAAGGAAAGGUACUUGUUCGUUUUUACCGCGAAAGAUUUUAUUGAUUAGCUUUAAUGUUACGAAGGUGUAUCUAGCGUUAAGGGUCUAGUUGAUCUUGCUCUGUGAAGGCAUCCCGUAUACGGGUGUUGAAACUUGAUCAAAUAAAUUUUAAAUUAUUUUCUA